AUGGAUAGUGCAUCCUGCAUCAUACUCUAUCUUGCAGAGUUAUAUGGUGAAGGGACGCGCAACAGUUGCUUCAGCACUGUCAAUGAACUUGUGAAGACCAAAAUGAUCAAGGGAGCUCCAGUGCAUCAAUAUGUACUGAAGAUGAUUGGAUUCAUUGAACAAUUGGAGAACUUAAGUACUCCACUUGAUGGAGAAUUGGCCCAAGACUUCAUCAUCGCUUCUCUUUCUAAUUCGUUCUCACAGUUCGUAAUGAACUACAAUAUGAACAAGAUGGAUAACACUCUUUCUAAAUUACUAAAUAUGUUAGUAACCGCCGAGAGGACUAUGAAGAAAAAGAGCGUUGUAGGGACGGCAACUGUGGUCCACAACAAGCCAUCCAGUGCCAAGGCCAAGCCGAAAGGCAAAGGCAAGGGGAAAGAGAAGAAUUCAUCCAUGAAGGAAAAAUUUUAUCCUAGCUAA
Molecule: messenger RNA, 459 nt
Organism: Pyrus x bretschneideri (Chinese white pear)
Lineage: Eukaryota; Viridiplantae; Streptophyta; Magnoliopsida; Rosales; Rosaceae
Exons: 1
Coding region: 1-459 (152 amino acids)
Source: RefSeq, a predicted model, not a curated record